UUAGUGGCUGAGUUUUCUGUGAAGGGACCAACUGAGCCUGUUAUGGUUCUGCUAGGGACAGAUGCCACACUGCCCUGUCAGCUUUCUCCUGAACAGAGUGCAGCCCACAUGCACAUCUGGUGGAAUAGAUCUCAGCUCUCCUCUACAGUGCUUAUGUACCAGAAUGGACAGGAACAAGAUGGAGAACAAAUGCUGGAGUACCGUGGCAGGACAGAGUUACUGAGAGACUCCAUUGACAAGGGAGCUGUGGCUCUGCGGAUCCAGCAUGUCCGUGCCUCUGAUGAUGGCCAGUACCAGUGUCAUUUUAAGGAUGGACCCAUCUCCCAAGAGGCCAUUUUGGAACUGCAUGUUAUAAGUUUGGGUUCUACUCCUCGCGUACACAUGGCAGGACCUGAAGAUGGUGGGAUCAGGGUAUUGUGCUCCUCAGGAGGUUGGUUUCCAAAACCCAGAGUUCAGUGGAAUGACGAGUCUGGAAUGAAGCUUCUGUCCCUCUCUGAGUCCUUGAGUCAAGACAGAGAUGGGCUCUUUCAUGUAGAGACAUCUCUUGUGGUCACAGACAAGUCUCUGGGUAAUGUGACCUGCUCCAUUCAGAAUCCUAUCUCCAGACAAGAGAAAAAGUCACUCAUUUUCCUCCCAGAACCCUUCUUCCCUAGGAUAUCUCCAUGGAAAGCAGCUCUGAUAGGUACUGUUCCUGUGCUGGGGUUCCUCAUUGUUGGGAUUAGUUAUAUUGGUUGGAAAGAGCAUCAUGCCAAAGAGAGAGAAGUUAGAAAACGAGAGAAAGAAUUUCUGGAAAGAGAUCGGGUGAAAAAAGAAAAGGAAGAUGCAUCUAAAGUCAAAGAAAACCUUAAGGCAGAGCUUGAAAGACGAAAGUUCUUAUAUGAUGCAGAUUGGAAGAAAGCAUGGCUAUAUCCUGACUGGAGAAAGGAACAUUUUCAGUUGGCUAACGUGACUUUAAAGCAUGAACACUUUAAUCAGAAUCAAUCUUAUCCAGAGGACAAAGAGAAUCUCAAAGAGUUAACACAAGUUGGACAUAUAAGCAGUGAGGAAGAAGAUGACAACUUUAUCAAACUUAAUCAAAGUUAUUUCACUUCAGGGAGAUAUUAUUGGGAAGUGGAUUUAAAAGGUACUGGCGAGUGGACUUUAGGUGUUUAUGAGAAGGAAAUAAGGAAAGACAACUCACUCCAACAUUCAUCUAUAAAAAAACUUAGAGUCUUAGAGAAGAAGGGAUGUGAAUAUAGAGCUCUUACUUGUGGUUUCCAAGACAAUUCCAGGGAAGAAAGCAUCCAGAUAAAAAAUGUUCCACAAAAGAUUGUGGUUUUCUUGGACUAUGAGGAUAAUAACAUUUCUUUCUACAACCUUACUGAUCGUACUCACAUUCACACCUUCACCCAACCCAGCUUUACUGGAUCACUCUGUCCUUACUUCAAACCGAAUUUCGUGGACUUCUACCCAGAAACUCAAUAA
Messenger RNA from Suncus etruscus (white-toothed pygmy shrew), 1464 nucleotides. RefSeq names its product butyrophilin-like protein 1. Gene Ontology annotation, molecular function: signaling receptor binding. Gene Ontology annotation, cellular component: external side of plasma membrane. The annotation marks the transcript as partial. Gene Ontology annotation, biological process: T cell receptor signaling pathway; regulation of cytokine production. The transcript is spliced from 8 exons. Lineage: Eukaryota; Metazoa; Chordata; Mammalia; Eulipotyphla; Soricidae. The record is from RefSeq and is a predicted model, not a curated record.